CUGCUCUCUGUUGUCUCAGCCCGAAAGCUGUCUCUCAAGCGAGCACGACCAUUUGGGAGCUUGUGUGCAUGUAAAUUAUUUAUUGUAUCAAUAAAAAUAUGCACACUGUAUAGGCUAAUCUGUACUCGGGCUCAAAUUAAUCUUCAGACAGAAACCGGGAUUUAAAGCAAGGACGAUCGGUUUUAAGCGAGGGUUGACUCCGGCUUUUAACUGCUUCCAUUUAGCUGUCCUUGAGACUUUUUGACACAGCACAUUCACCGUUCCCCAACCCCAGCCCCACCAUGCUGACUGGUCUGUUCCGUAUGCACGGCAUGCUGGUGGCCUCCCACCCCUGGGAGGUGAUCGUAGGCACUGUCACCCUCACCAUCUGCAUGAUGUCCAUGAACAUGUUCACUGGCAACGCCCAGAUCUGCGGCUGGAACUACGACUGCCCCAAAAUGGAGGAGCUGGUUCUAAGCAGUGACAUCAUCAUUCUGACCAUCACACGGUGCAUAGCCAUCGUGUACAUCUACUUCCAGUUCCAGAAUCUACGGCAACUAGGUUCCAAAUAUAUUCUUGGCAUCGCUGGACUAUUCACCAUAUUCUCCAGCUUCGUAUUCAGUACUGUCGUGAUUCACUUCCUGGAUAAAGAACUCACUGGCCUCAACGAGGCCUUACCUUUCUUCCUGCUUCUGAUCGACCUCUCCAAGGCCUGCGCUCUCGCCAAGUACGCUCUCAGCUCUAACUCACAGGACGAGGUGCGCGACAACAUCGCCCGCGGCAUGGCCGUCCUGGGGCCCACGUUCACCCUGGAUGCUCUGGUGGAAUGCCUGGUGAUCGGGGUGGGCACCAUGUCAGGUGUACGACAGUUGGAGAUCAUGUGUUGUUUUGGCUGCAUGUCUGUCCUGGCCAACUACUUUGUCUUCAUGACGUUCUUCCCUGCCUGCGUCUCCCUGGUCCUAGAGCUGUCCAGGGAGAGUCAGGAGGGUCACCCCAUCUGGCAGCUGAGCCACUUCUCCCGCGUGAUGGAGGAAGAGGAGGAUCACAAGCCCAACCCUGUCACCCAGAGAGUCAAGAUGAUCAUGUCUCUGGGCCUGGUAAUGGUGCACGCCCACAGCCGUUGGAUCGCCGACCCUCUCUCCCUCAACUCCAACCAGGACGUCUCCCAGGUGAGCUCCAUGUCCCUGGACAACCAUUUACCCAAGAGGAUCGACCCCGAGAGACCCCUCUGGCAGUUCUACAUGUCAAGGUUGGUCAGCAUGGACAUAGAGCAGGUGAUCUGUCUGGGUCUGGCCCUGCUGCUGGCCGUCAAAUACAUCUUCUUUGAACAAGUCGAGCUGGAGUCCACCCUGUCUCUGAAGAGCCCCCUGUCCCAGGGGCCCGACCGUGCCCCUCGCUGGAGCGCAGACCAGUGCUGCAGGAAGGAGGUUUUCCCCCCCCACCCCCCCAGGUCCCCUCUCAGGACCGCCACCCCCACACCCCCCGCCCUGGCUGAGGCCACCAAGGAGGAGAGAGCCGAGGUGAUCCGGCCCCUGCCUGCCCCGACCACCGAACCCGAGCCCACCUUCCGUCUGGGCUCCAUGGAGGAGGAGAGGGAGAGCCAGGCGGAGUGCCCCAGAACAGAACCCUCUAAGCCCAGCCUAUCCUCAGACCCCAGACCAUUGGAGGAGUGCCUGACCAUCCUGAAAACUCCACAGAUGGGAGCCCGAUUCCUGAGCGAUGAUGAGGUGGUGGUUCUGGUCAACUCUAAACACAUCCCUUCCUACAAGCUGGAGGCCAUGAUGGAGAGACCAGAGAGAGGGGUAUCCAUCCGUAGACACAUGAUCUCCUCCAAGCUCCCCAACUCCUCCGCCCUCUCCUCUCUGCCCUACCUAGACUACGACUACUCUAAGGUGAUGGGGACCUGCUGUGAGAAUGUGAUUGGAUACAUGCCCAUUCCGGUAGGCGUGGCCGGGCCUCUUCACCUCGAUGGGAAGCAGUUCCAGGUCCCCAUGGCGACCACAGAAGGCUGCCUGGUGGCUAGCACCAACCGGGGCUGUCGUGCUAUCUCCUUGAGUGGAGGUGCCAGCAGUCGUAUCCUGGCUGACGGGAUGACCCGGGGUCCUGUGAUUAGGUGCCCGUCGGCCUGCCUGGCUGCAGAGGUCAAGGGCUGGCUGGAGAGCACCGACGGAUUCCAGGCCAUCAAGGACGCCUUCGACCACACCAGCAGGUUUGCUCGUCUGCAGAAGCUCAUGAUUGGUCUCGCUGGUAGAAACCUUUACAUCCGCUUCCAGUCCAGAACAGGAGACGCCAUGGGAAUGAACAUGAUCUCUAAGGGAACAGAGCAGGCUCUGGCCAGGUUACAGGAGCAGUAUCCUGAGCUGGUGGUUCUGGCAGUCAGUGGGAACUACUGCACCGACAAGAAGCCUGCAGCCAUCAACUGGAUCGAGGGCCGGGGAAAGUCUGCUGUGUGCGAGGCCACCAUCCCAGCUAAAGUGGUCAGAGAGGUGUUGAAGACCAGCACUGAAGCCCUGGUAGAUGUCAACAUUAACAAGAACCUAGUAGGAUCCGCCAUGGCUGGAAGCAUCGGAGGCUACAACGCCCACGCAGCCAACCUAGUGGCAGCCAUCUACAUCGCCUGUGGACAGGACCCAGCCCAGACGGUGGGCAGCAGUAACUGCAUCACUCUGAUGGAGACGUCAGGGCCUACAGGAGAAGACCUCUACAUCAGCUGUACCAUGCCUUCCAUAGAGCUGGGUACCGUCGGAGGAGGAACCAUCCUGGCACCACAGCAAGCCUGUCUGCAGAUGCUGGGUGUGCAAGGUGCUAGUCAGGAGUGCCCUGGGGAGAACGCCAGGCAGCUGGCCAGGGUGGUGUGUGGCACGGUGUUGGCCGGUGAGCUGUCUCUCAUGGCUGCCCUCGCCGCCGGGCACCUCGUCAAGAGUCACAUGACCCACAACAGGUCCAAGGUAAACCUGCAGGAAACAACCCCAGGUGCCUGUACCAAGAAAGCAUCUUGAGAUGUUAUGGAUCAUCAUGGUUCUCUGGGUGUUGGGGUAUAGACAGGAGAGGUGAGAGGGAGCCCUUCCCUGGGACCAACCCAACAGAACCGAGGACUUCUCUUCCCAGCACAAUAGCAGGGCUAAGACCCAAAUGGCACCCUGUUCACAUGUAUAGGGCUCUGGUCAAAAGAAGGACACUAUAAAGGAAAUAGGAUGCCAUUUUGGACAGCCAAGAACAAGGAGCAUCAUGUCUGGACAGAAACACAGAUACAUAUUGCAUAUUUAACACUAUUUCAUUGUGUUUAAAAAAAAAACAUACUGUGGUCAUUCAAUGUGUAUUCCUCCUCACUGUGGUCAUUCAAUGUGUAUUCCUCCUCACUGUGGUCAUUCAAUGUGUAUUCCUCCUCUAACAUCAGUGUACUUUAUCAUCAUGCCUCAUUGUGCUGGAAAGUGGAAACACAACGUCUGAAAUCAGACAGAUUUUCUCUCUCUGGAGUAUUUUUGUAUCGUGAAUGAACUUUUUAUUUUUUAUUUUAAAGCAGUUGACUAUGAAGACUUACUCAUCAUGUACAUGUUAGUACCGGGCGUUGUUUUUUUAUUAUGCUUGGGUUGAAGGUUCAAUGCCGAAGCAGUUUACUGGGUAACUAAGAGUUGAGUUUAGCCACAGCAGAACUGUGACACAACGGUGUAGAGUUCUGUUAGCCUGGUCCCAGAUCUGUUUGUGCUCUUGUCUAACUGUAUUGUCAUUGCCAAGCCAAACAUGUUUAGCAUGACAAUUCCACACGGAGUCGUCUAGAGAACAGAAUCAGACUGGCACCCAGGCUAGAGUUCUGUACUGUAACAGAACUCUAAUUAUAGAUUGACGAAUGUCUUCAAAGAAACAAGGACAUUCAACGAAAGCUGGUGAUUGUAAAUGUGAUAAAGUAUACCCAAACGUCUUGA
Messenger RNA from Oncorhynchus nerka (sockeye salmon), 3902 nucleotides. RefSeq names its product 3-hydroxy-3-methylglutaryl-CoA reductase a (gene hmgcra). Gene Ontology annotation, cellular component: peroxisomal membrane; endoplasmic reticulum membrane. The record is from RefSeq and is a predicted model, not a curated record. Gene Ontology annotation, biological process: isoprenoid biosynthetic process; coenzyme A metabolic process; sterol biosynthetic process. Gene Ontology annotation, molecular function: protein binding; NADP binding; hydroxymethylglutaryl-CoA reductase (NADPH) activity. Bases 282 to 2978 code for a protein of 898 amino acids. NCBI's taxonomy places the organism in Eukaryota, Metazoa, Chordata, Actinopteri, Salmoniformes, Salmonidae. The transcript has 20 exons.